Tupaia belangeri chinensis (Chinese tree shrew) is the source of this 2194-nucleotide messenger RNA. RefSeq names its product TBL1X/Y related 1. Gene Ontology annotation, biological process: regulation of transcription by RNA polymerase II. Gene Ontology annotation, cellular component: histone deacetylase complex. Gene Ontology annotation, molecular function: protein binding; transcription corepressor activity. The transcript has 15 exons. The coding region runs from base 107 to 1645 and encodes 512 amino acids. Lineage: Eukaryota; Metazoa; Chordata; Mammalia; Scandentia; Tupaiidae. The record is from RefSeq and is a predicted model, not a curated record.
CAGCAGCCGCAGCAGCUUCGCCGGUGCACGUCGAGGCCACCCCGUCAAUGCGCUGCCAAUGGGUCAUGUCCUGUGUUGUGGCCUCAUGGUUUAAGUGGGAAUAAAGAUGAGUAUAAGCAGUGAUGAGGUCAACUUCUUGGUAUAUAGAUACUUGCAAGAGUCAGGGUUCUCUCACUCCGCGUUCACCUUUGGCAUAGAGAGCCACAUCAGCCAGUCCAACAUCAACGGCGCCCUUGUCCCGCCCGCCGCGUUGAUCUCCAUCAUCCAGAAGGGCCUGCAGUAUGUAGAGGCAGAGGUCAGCAUUAACGAGGAUGGCACCUUGUUCGACGGUCGGCCCAUAGAGUCUCUGUCCCUGAUCGACGCUGUGAUGCCUGACGUUGUGCAGACCCGACAGCAAGCUUACCGGGACAAGCUGGCUCAGCAGGCCCCAGCCGCCGCCACCGCCGCCGCUGCCACCCAGCAAGGGUCUGCGAAAAAUGGAGACAACACAGCCAAUGGGGAGGAGAACGGCGCGCACAGCAUAGCGAAUAAUCACACUGAUAUGAUGGAGGUGGACGGCGAUGUCGAAAUCCCUCCCAGUAAGGCAGUGGUGUUACGGGGCCAUGAGUCUGAAGUUUUCAUUUGUGCCUGGAACCCCGUUAGUGAUCUCCUGGCUUCGGGGUCUGGCGACUCGACAGCAAGAAUAUGGAACCUCAGUGAGAACAGCACCAGCGGCUCUACCCAGCUGGUGCUCAGACACUGCAUACGAGAAGGGGGGCAGGACGUCCCCAGCAACAAGGACGUCACCUCUCUAGACUGGAACAGUGAAGGUACACUUCUAGCCACUGGUUCGUAUGAUGGAUUUGCCAGAAUAUGGACCAAAGACGGUAACCUUGCUAGCACGUUAGGGCAACACAAAGGCCCUAUAUUUGCAUUAAAGUGGAAUAAGAAAGGAAAUUUCAUCUUAAGUGCUGGAGUAGAUAAGACCACAAUUAUUUGGGACGCACACACGGGUGAAGCCAAGCAGCAGUUCCCUUUUCAUUCAGCGCCAGCGCUGGACGUCGACUGGCAGAGCAACACCACCUUCGCCUCUUGCAGCACGGACAUGUGCAUCCACGUCUGCAAGCUGGGACAGGACAGGCCGGUGAAAACAUUCCAAGGACACACGAAUGAAGUCAACGCCAUCAAGUGGGACCCCACCGGCAACCUCCUGGCCUCCUGUUCUGACGAUAUGACUUUGAAGAUAUGGAGUAUGAAGCAAGAUACUUGUGUCCAUGAUUUGCAAGCACAUAACAAAGAAAUCUACACGAUCAAAUGGAGCCCGACUGGGCCCGGGACAAGCAACCCCAAUGCCAACCUCAUGCUAGCGAGCGCGUCCUUCGAUUCCACCGUCAGGCUGUGGGACGUAGACCGAGGGGUUUGUAUCCACACCUUGACGAAGCACCAGGAGCCUGUGUACAGUGUGGCUUUCAGCCCCGACGGCAGGUACCUGGCAAGUGGCUCUUUCGACAAGUGUGUGCACAUCUGGAACACACAGACAGGUGCUCUAGUCCACAGCUACAGGGGAACAGGUGGAAUCUUCGAGGUUUGCUGGAAUGCAGCGGGAGACAAAGUUGGAGCCAGUGCAUCCGAUGGUUCAGUUUGUGUAUUAGACCUUCGAAAAUAGCGCUACUAGUUGGAAGCCAUGGACCGACUAUGAAUGUGUACAUAGCCAAACGACUGCCCCGACCACGCACUGCUGUAGCCCCCGAACCAUGGCCAGUCCACUACAGCCAGCUCUGAGAGGUGGAUACGUACAGUGUAUAUAAACAAAGCCGCACCCUGAAGAUGACAGAGUUUUGUCACAGCUUGUGAAUUCUGUUCACCAAGUGCUGGAAUCUAAUCUGCUGUGCCCCUAAAAUAGCAUUUAGAAGUUUUGGAUUUGAAAGCAGAAGAGAGAAAGAAGUACAUGUUACAAAAGCAGACCAUUCAUGUACCAGAGUUCGGAUACUAAAGACAGCCGUGUCCCUCCCCUCGACCGGCAGACACCAUGAAUUACGUUCCUUUUCCCUUCGGCAGUGAGCGGCUUGUAUGUACCGAGAAAACGGACUCAGCUCGCAGCAGUAGAAUGUUCUCGCUUUCACGUUUUGUUUUUGGUUUAGUUUGGAUGCAUGAAGUCAGGGAGUGAAUCAGUUUCUUGUUUAUGUUUUUUUCACCUUUUAAACAACAACAAAAA